CGUCACUGGACUCAAGCAAAGGAGGAAGUCCAGAGAGAAUAAAUGGGCUCUCUCAUACAUGAACAUUAACAUGCCUCCAGCAGCGCCAUAAAUGAUGACAUCCUGAUAAGAGCCUGUUUGGAAGCCAGCAGACAAAGUGAGUCCAGAUGGCAUUACCAAAGGCAGUGCAGUUUGCUGUUAUUAUCCUGGUUGUUUGCUACAGUCUGGAGAAGCAGGGAUGCAGACAGUCUCUGACGGCCUUCUUUGAGGAACUGAUGGGUCUAAAAACAUCCAGUCUCCACAUAGGAAAGAGAGCAGUUGCAACAAAUGCCACUGAUUAUGAGCUCCAAAUUGUUGUAAACAUCUCAGACCUGAAAAGUCUCCAGAUGAUUUUGAACACACUCAGCUUCCCCAUAGUGAUCAACACAACUGGUGAAUUAACAAGCGUAAACAUCACAACAGUGUGUUCAUCAAAUAUGUCUAGAUACCAGUGCAGAUGUGAGGAGAACUUUGCUUGGUCUUAUAACAGCUGCAUUAGCUAUGGAGCCUGCGAUGCCAUUUCUGGUAACACAUGUGGAUGCAUCAAUGACCUUCCUGCAGACGACCAGUACUGCCAGCCAAACUCCAGCCAAACAGUGAUAUCAACGACACCUGCAGCCACAACAAACACAACCCAACGUCCUACAACAGCAGCUGUGAUAUUAACGACACCUGCAGCCACAACAAGCAUAACCCAACGUCCUACAACAGCAGCUGUGAUAUCAACGACACCUGCAGCCACAACAAGCACAACCCAACGUCCUACAACAGCAGCUGUGACAUCAACGACACCUGCAGCCACAACAAACACAACCCAACGUCCUACAACAGCAGCUGUGAUAUCAACGACACCUGCAGCCACAACAAGCACAACCCAACGUCCUACAACAGCAGCUGUGACAUCAACGACACCUGCAGCCACAACAAACACAACCCAACGUCCUACAACAGCAGCUGACCCAGUUGAGACUGAUUUAAUCCUGGACUUGCACAUCCCAGUUAUCAGUGUGCCAUCCAACUUCUUUGAAAUGUUCAGAAACACUUUGACAAAUGUCCAGUUCCCCGUAACUGUCACAUCAUCUUUAACAGUUAUAGAUGUGAACUUCACCACAGGAUGCUAUCCAAACUCCUCCACUGGAGGACUGCAGUGUCAGUGUGAAGCUGAGUUUCUGUGGUCAUGUGACAUGUGUCUCACCUACGGUGAAUGCAGUAAUGCAAGCAGACAAACCUGUGAGUGUAUAAAUGGACUUCCUCCUGGUUUACAGUUCUGCCAACCAGUCACAAGUGUACCUCCAUGUCCAACUCCAACAACAACAAUAACAACAACACCAGACUUAACAACCAUAGCAAACACAACAACACCAGAAAUUAUAAGUACUGCUACACCAACAACAACCACAUCAACUACAACAACUACAGCGACCACAACAACUACAGCUACUACAGCAGCCACAACCACAACGACCACAACAACUACAGCAACUACAGCAGCCACAACCACAACAACUACAGCAACUACAGCAGCCACAACCACAACGGCUACAACAACCACAGCAACAGUCAUUUCUCGUAGUGCACAAUUUACCAUGGACAUGACUUACCAAAACUUAUUCAACAACCCAGAUAAUGAAGUUUACAAAAAUGUGUAUAAAUCUAUUGAAACAACAUGUAAGAGCAGCAUCUCCAGUUGUUCAGUAAGAACACUUUCCUUCAAGAGUGGAAGCACCAUCGCUGUGUAUACUGUCAGUGCUCCUUCUCUUAGUGACCCAGACAUGACCCAAGUACAAAAUGGGGUAUUUAAGGACCUGGCAUCAAAAUACCCAAUGGUGUUUGACAAUGGACCAAAUUUGGUGUUUGAACCAAAAACAAUAUUUAUUGGGAAUAGUGUGACUGUGAGAUGUGGUCCCCCACCACUGGACAUCGUGUUUGGUAGCAACUGGGAUGCAGUGUGGACUGUUAAUGGCGCAAACAUUACAGAAGACGCACAACACAAGUUCACCAAAACUCCGGAUGGAGCAUCAAAAUUGUUUGUGUCAACAUUUUUCCGAACUGAUGAUGGGAAUUAUGAAUGUAGGCUGAAGCAGACAAAUGGUUCAAUUUUCCGACAGAAAGGAUCCUUCACAGCCCAACCACAACCCCUGAUCCAAGUGAAACCAGUCUCAGAAAUUGUGACUUGUGAUGUUAAAUCUACAACGCUAAGCUGUAGUGUCAGUGAUAACAACAUUGUUGAGUUUAAGGAGUUCAAUAAAACAGGCCCAAGUAUCACCUAUGAUUAUCCAACCCCUGCCAUCUGUCCAAAUAAGCCUCCACCAGUCACUUGUCAAACAAAAACAGAUCCAGUGUUUAAAAGAAACAUCAUACUGGAGUUUGUCUCCUUACUAGCUAUUAAAUGUAAGAGUGACAGAUUUGGUGAUGGAACUUUAGGUUUUGUGGCCGUAGUGGCUUGCACAGGGAACAAGGUGGGGGAAAUAACAGCAGUUUGUCAGGACAAUGGUGAAUAUGGAGAUGUCCAAGACAACUGCAUCCUACAAGUGGUCAAGGAGCUGCUUGAUCAGUCUGAGAUCCUGACUGCACAAACUCUUCCGGUAUUCUUGGCGCAGCUCAGUAAUGUUUCUGUGAACAACAGUAAUGAAAUAACUGGAUCUCCUGCCACCAUUAAAGCCAUUGUUAAUAUACUUACAAAUGUAGCCAAUACAUCUUCAUCAUUGUCUGUCUUAAUAAAUAGAAAUGUAAUGACGGAUGUCCUGAUAACUGCAGAUGUCCUCACCAGUAAUGAUGCAAUUGAUUCAUGGAGAACUUUGAACAAAAAUGAUACUAAAAACAUCACGUCAUCAAGAAGCAACAACCCUGAUGCAAAAAGUUCCAGCUCAUCAUUUUUACAGUCUCUUGAGACUAUAACAUCCCAUCUUACCAAUGACUCUUUCAACAUCAGCACAUCGCGUAUUCUCUUGGACAAAACCACAUUCACAGAUACUUUUAGCAGUGACUUUAAUUCCUCGGUGGUGGUAGACAUACCAGAGUCUGAUGGAAGAAACAAGUCAAUCACUGUGAUAACAUUUGCCUCCAUGAACAACGUCCUUCCUCCAAGAGAUAAAGUCAAUUCAUCAGUUAAUGUUAUCAAUGGAAAGGUUGCACUUAUCCAGUCCAAUGGUACAAAAAACAUUUCUAUAACAUUUGAUACUCUAAAUGACACUCUGGGGAAUCCGCAGUGUGUUUUUUGGAACUUCAGCCUCUACGAUGGUCUGGGAGGAUGGGACACUGAGGGCUGCUUCUUGGUGUUCAAUGUAAACGAAACUGUCAGCUGUAACUGCAACCAUCUCACCUCGUUCUCUAUCCUAAUGUCACCCAACAGCCCUAAAAACCUCAUCUUGGACUACAUAACCUACAUUGGAGUUGGCAUAUCCAUGGGUUCCUUGGUGAUAUGUCUCAUCAUAGAAGGUGUCAUAUGGAAAAAAAUAAGAAGGAACACUACGUCUUACUUGCGCCACGUUUCCAUUGUGAACAUCGCCGUUUCUCUCCUGAUUGCAGACAUUUGGUUUAUCAUUGGAGCGGCUAUUUCUGAAAAGAACAACACAUCAGCAUGCUCUGCAGCAGUUUUUUUUAUCCACUUUUUCUACCUUGCUCUGUUCUUCUGGAUGCUAGCCUCAGCUCUGCUGUUGCUCUACCGCACCAUCAGUGUCUUUGAUGGAGGCUUAUCUAAGAUGUCAAUGCUGGCUAUUGGAUUUUCUCUGGGAUAUGGUGCACCUCUCAUCAUUGCAGUCAUAACAGUAGCUGUUACUGCACCUAAAAAGACAUAUAUUCGAGAAAAUGCAAUCUGCUGGCUUAACUGGGACGAGUCCAAAGCUCUGCUGGCAUUUGUGAUCCCUGCACUGUUGAUAGUGGUGAUAAACCUCAUAAUCCUGUUUGUGGUAAUAUACAAGAUGUUAAGGAGGAGGGUGUCCACGACUGCUUCACAAGCAGGUGAGAAGCAUGUUCUGCUGGUAAUUGUCAGAAGUUUGGCUGUGCUCACCCCAUUUUUUGGACUAACUUGGGGUCUGGGAGUUGGAAUCAUGGUCAACCCAAAUAAUAUCGGAAUCCAUAUUGCAUUUGCAUUUUUCAAUUCACUGCAGGGUUUCUUCAUUUUGGUGUUUGGAACACUGUUGGACAAAAAGGUGCGAUCUGAAAUAGCAGCCAUGUCACAAUCUUCCCAGAGCGGGACGAGGAGCACCAGUGGUGGAAUAUCGUUCAGUAAACUGGGAUUCUUACGGCUUUUGAGACGAGGAAAAGAUUCUUCAGGCGGCUACAAUGUGUCAUCAAAUUUAUCCAACGACUCAUUCAACAACACCUAAUAAUACACUGCUCAGUUUAAAAAGACAAAUCAGACUUUUUGUUCUUAACAGCUUCAUAAUACAUUGGUCUGAACUUUUAUAUGCCAUCCAAAACAAGAUUUAAUUAGAUCUUUCUGGAUUUGGUUUGUCAAUAAUGAAGGAAGCAAUAAUCACGUCUUCUUGUAAAACUAUUACAACUUUAUAAAAUAUUUAAUAUUGUAGUCCUAACUGCCUGUUAUUUUUUCAUAAGAUUUACUUUCUGAUAUAUACAUUUUUUUUUUUCAUUUUUCAUCAUUUAUUAAAGUAAAAAGAUUUUUGUAUCUUAUUAGACUAGAUUUUUGUAUUCUCAUGGGCAUAUUAACAUCAGUCUUUUUUAUUUGAAUUCUAGUCCGUUUGCUCAGAAAUUUUGCUUCAUUUGGGGUAUUGUGAAGGUGCAAAUGAACUCUGAUUUGGAUCUUAGAAGUGGACUCGGUCUGCCUAUGAAUGUGGUUCUCAGUCUGCUUCAAGUGGACCAAAUACAGGAAGCGAACUACAAGCAAAGUGUGGGUUAGCGCAUGGCAUUAUGGGUGAACACACCCAAAACAUACGUGCAUGUAGGAUGAUAGGUGGCUCUGGAUGGGACAAAUCCCUCGUGGUGAGCACAAACCGCAUCUAGAAGAACCUCGCACCCCCCAAAUGAACCAAGUCCCCAAUCGUACUGAGCCUAGCGGACUAUCCUGGAGUGUUUUCAUCUAAAAAUGUUUUUGACAUCUACAAGUAAUCAUUACAUCCACCCAUCUAUCCAUGUUUUACCUGCUUAUUCCAAUCUAGUUGGGGUUAGUCAUUACAUAGUUUGCUAAUUAAAAAACUUUUACAGUAGCUGCAUCAUCACUCUUCCUUUACAGAUCAAAUCUGAUCUAUGAAGCAAAGCCGUCCAACACAGAACAGCAUGUUUGUUUACACUAAAGGAAUAAUGCUAAAAAAUUUGCCUCAGUGUUCCAAUUAUUUAGACAAAGUCUGAGAAAUUACUAUUUUUAAUGUUUUUUUUAUGUCAUUAAUAAAUUGGAAACAUCUCUGGUAUAACAGUGAUGCAGUGGUUAGUACGCUCAUCUAACAGUUUGGCAGCAGCUUGUAGAGCCGGGAUGGAUACCUCCGGUCCUCCUUCAGGUUUUUGAUGUUUACCUGUUGCAGCACAUUUGACGUGAUUUGAUUUUUAGCUAUCCAACAUCCUUUUUUGAAGUUCAAUACAGCUCUGUUAAUUAUCCUUCAUUUGAAUCAGGUGCGUUGGAGUAGGGAAACAUUUAAAACCUGCAGGACGCCCUCGAGGACCAAAAUUGCUGAUUAAUGUGUGAUGUUCAGGUGCUGCUGUUUUCUGUUUUUAUUUUCGAUAUUUCUACAUUGCACAACCUUGAGCAGACCUCCAUUAAAACCAAAUGUUACUUGAUAAUUUUUAUGUAUUUUGUAUAAUAGUUUUGUGUCUUACAAAACUUAACAGAAGGGAAAACAAACGUGCACUUUAACACCAUUUGAAGCUCCAAUUCUUUUUAUCUGAGUUAUAAAUUUACUAAAUCUGUGUACAAAAAUGAUAUUUUGCGAUGUGUUUGUGUCUCCUUUAUGUCUGAAAAAUGAAAGAAAGUUAUCCAAAUAAUUUAAACCCUAUUUAUCUGAAGGUUUCUUAUCUCUGGAAAUGUCUUUUUAAAAGAAACAUCUGUGGUGCUUUACAGAUGCUAAUGAGAAAUUUAAAUCACUUGUUUUGUUUUUACAAAAAAAGUUGUUUUUGCUCUUUUGUCAGUGAUCAGUUGUAAAAUCUAAUUCAGAAUUCAUUAAAGCAAGUGAUUAUACUAACUAAUAAUAAACAUUUUCCACA
Messenger RNA from Melanotaenia boesemani (Boeseman's rainbowfish), 6171 nucleotides. Its product is annotated as adhesion G protein-coupled receptor F5-like. Lineage: Eukaryota; Metazoa; Chordata; Actinopteri; Atheriniformes; Melanotaeniidae. Gene Ontology annotation, cellular component: membrane. Gene Ontology annotation, biological process: G protein-coupled receptor signaling pathway; cell surface receptor signaling pathway. The record is from RefSeq and is a predicted model, not a curated record. The coding region runs from base 147 to 4346 and encodes 1399 amino acids. Gene Ontology annotation, molecular function: G protein-coupled receptor activity. The transcript has 26 exons.